UGCAUUAGACAAACUUCAAAAGAAAAAAAAAAUUAAGAGGGCUUUUGGGAGAGAACCAGUUAACCUGUACCAUACUAAGAAUUGGUUUGUUCCGACUUAAAACUCUGAUUUUGAUUUGGGUGAAUGCCAGUUUUGAAACACUCUGAUUCAUGCGUCUAUGUUUUUUUUCCUGCUUAUUUGCACCAGCAACCUGGCAGUACAACGACCACCUCUAAGAGACCGAACCAAAACCAUAAUCUGUCUCCUCACACGAUGCACCUCUCUCUCCCUCUCUCACCUCCUCCAAAUCCAAGCCCAACUCAUCACCCACUCUCUCCACCGCACCCACAACUUCAUUGCUGUCAAAUUUAUCUCUCUCCUCUCCUCCCUUUCUCUCUCUAACCUCCCCCACGCCCAUCUCACUUUCUCUCUCCUCUCUCACCCCAACCUCUUCUCUUGGAACUGCAUCCUCCAUGCCCACGCCCACCACUCCCAAUGGCUUACCACCCUCCAAAUUUUUCGAGCUAUGAGAGAGCAAGGCCCGAGCCCAGAUCCCUGCACGCUGACCUCUCUCCUCAAGGCUUGCUCGGGCCUUAGGGCCUCCCGUCAAGGCCGAGCCCUUCAUGGCUAUGCUGUCAAGCUCAAUUUCCUGAGCAAUCUCUUUGUUUCCAAUUCUCUGAUGGAUAUGUACUUUAAGACUGAUGAGCCCAAAUGUGCACUUCAAAUGUUUGAGGGAAUGGCGGAGAGAGACAUUGUGUUGUACAAUACAGUGGUCUCGGGCUAUGCUACCUGCGGUGAUGUAAGCACGGCGCGCACGAUUUUUGAUGCGAUGCCUGAGAAGAGCUCUAUUUCGUGGUGCGCUAUGAUAGCGGGCUAUUGCAGGUGCCAUGACCCAGACGCUGCUCGGCAGGUAUUCGAGGCAGCCCCAUAUCGCACCCUCGAGUGUUGGAAUGCCAUGAUUGCAGGCUAUGCACAGAAUGGCUGCUUCACGGAGGCUGUGACCCUCUUUCGCCGCUUGCUUCACGAGUCGCACAUUAUGCCGUGUGGUGUCACACUCGUGAGUGCACUUUCUGCAUGUGCUCAUCUUGGCGCCCUAGGCCUGGGUAAGUGGAUCCACCACUACAUAAACAAACACGAAAUGGCUAUUGAUCUCUUCUUGGGCAAUGCCCUUAUGGAUAUGUAUGCAAAGUGUGGGUGCAUUGGGGAAGCCGAACAACUAUUCGACCGGAUGAGAGUAAGCGAUGUGGUCUCAUGGAGCAUACUCAUAAGUGGGCUGGCAACACAUGGCCAUGCAAUUCAAGCACUGGUGCGCUUUGAUGAGAUGCGAAAGCAAGGAGUGAAAGCAAAUGGGGUCACACUCAUGGGUGUUCUCUCGGCUUGUACACAUGCUGGGCUUGUAGAAAAAGGGCUAAUGUAUUUCAACACCAUGGGCUCUGAGCUUGGGCUCGAGCCCACAAUUGAGCACUAUGGGUGCAUAGUGGACCUAUUGAGCAGAGCUGGUCGGUUAGAAGAGGCAGAAGAGCUCAUAUGCUCGAUGCCUAUCAAGCCCAACGUCAUAGUAUGGGGUGCACUCUUAGGUGGGUGUAGGAUCCAUAGGGACACCGAGAGAGGUGAGCGUGUCGUUAAGCGAAUCCUCUCUCUAGAUUCAGAGCACUCGGGGAGCUAUGUCUAUCUGUCAAACCUUUAUGCAGCGACGGGGAGGUUGGACGAGGCGGCGAAUUGGAGACUCAGAAUGAGAGAGAAAGGGGUGGUGAAAACACCUGGUUGCAGUUGGAUAGAGGUGGACAACAUGGUGCAUGAGUUCUUUAUGGGUGAUCGAUCCCAUCCUGAUUCAGGUCGAAUCUAUGAAAUGGUGAAUGACCUUGGAGUGAGAUUGAGGCUCAUGGGUUAUGUCCCAAACACUGAGAUGGCGUCUCACCAUAGCAUUGAUGAGGAGGAUAAAGAAAGUACACUAAUGUUUCACAGUGAGAAGCUUGCGAUUGCAUUCGGGCUCAUUGCCACCAGCGAGGGGACAACAAUAAGGAUUGUGAAGAAUUUGAGGGUGUGUGGGGAUUGUCAUGAAGCUACAAAACUCAUAUCUGCAAUAGUUAGGCGAGAGAUUAUUGUAAGGGAUCGCAGCCGUUUCCACCAUUUUAGCGAGGGAAAGUGUUCUUGCAAUGAUUACUGGUAGAACUAGAUGAUCUCUCUCUCAGCCACUCGAUUUCAAAAUUUGGGAGAAAUGGGCGCAAAAUUUUUCUCA
Amborella trichopoda is the source of this 2218-nucleotide messenger RNA. Its product is annotated as pentatricopeptide repeat-containing protein At2g02980, chloroplastic-like. The record is from RefSeq and is a predicted model, not a curated record. NCBI's taxonomy places the organism in Eukaryota, Viridiplantae, Streptophyta, Magnoliopsida, Amborellales, Amborellaceae. Gene Ontology annotation, biological process: RNA modification. Gene Ontology annotation, molecular function: protein binding; RNA binding; zinc ion binding.